CCGCGCUCCGCCCGCGGGCGGCAGCUCCUCUCCCGCCUCAGCCCACGUCCCGGCCGGCGCCGGCGGCCCCCGAGGUGCGAGGCGGCGGGAGGAAGGGCAGCAGCAGCCGCCGGCCCGUUCGGCGGGCGAGCGGUGCGUUCCCCGAGGCCCCCUCCCAACAAGCGCUGCCGUGAUUUGGCAGCCGUCCGGCUCCGGGCCUGCCUCGCCGCCCGGCAUUGGUUGGGCGCGGCCGGUGCCUGCCGGGCCCCCCGGGAGGUGACACCGGCCUCCGCCCCAGGCAGCCGGUAGCGGCGGGCGGCAGGUCGCCGCCUGCGCCGGGGGGAUGAAGCUCUCCUGGCUGGGCGUGGAUGUCUCCCGGGUGCUGCACUUGGCUGCCGUCUUCUGCCUGACCUGCGUGCUGCUGAAGGCCAUCCAGCUGUACCACCGGCGGCGGGAGCUGCUCCGGGCGCUGGCCGACUUCCCCGGCCACCCGACCCACUGGCUCUUCGGCCACGUCCAGGAGUUCCUCAAGGAGGAGGAGGUGCUGGACAAGGUGGAGAUAUGGGCACAGAAGUACCUAUAUGCUCACCCUGUGUGGUUCGGAAGUUUCUCAGCAUUCCUGGUUAUCACUGAUCCCGACUAUGCCAAGGCUGUGUUGGCCAGAGGAGAUCCCAAGGAUAACAUCAGUUAUAAACACCUUGUCCCAUGGAUCGGGAACGGGUUGCUGAUCUUACAUGGGCCAAAAUGGCACCAACAUCGAAAACUCCUGACUCCAGGGUUUCAUUAUGACGUCUUGAAACCAUACGUGACCCUGAUGGCAGAGUCUACUAACGUGAUGCUGGAUAAAUGGGAGCAGUUGAUCACAGACGGGAAACCAGUGGAGCUCUUUGAGCAUGUCAGCUUGAUGACUCUCGAUAGCAUCAUGAAAUGUGCCUUCAGUUGUCACAGCAACUGCCAGACCAGCAGGGAAAACACCUACAUCCAGGCGGUCUACAGCCUAUGCCACAUGGUGCACCAGCGCCUCCGCAUCUUUCCCUACCACAAUGACAUCAUUUACUGGCUCAGUCCCCACGGAUUUCAGUUCAGGAAGGUCUGCCAGCUCGCUCAUGACCACACAGACAAGGUGAUCCGUGAGCGAAAGGAGUCCCUUAAAGAUGAACGAGAAUUUGAAAAGAUCCAGAAGAAGAGACAUUUGGACUUCCUGGACAUUCUGCUGUGUGCCAAAGACGAGAAUGGAGCUGGACUGUCUGAUGAGGACCUGCGUGCUGAGGUGGACACGUUCAUGUUUGAGGGCCACGAUACCACAGCCAGUGGGAUCUCCUGGCUCUUGUACUGCCUGGCAUCACACCCCGAGCACCAGGCACGGUGCCGGGAGGAGAUCCGGGGGAUCCUGGGACACCGGGAGACACUUCAGUGGGAGGACCUGGGCAAGAUGACUUACAGCACCAUGUGCAUCAGGGAGAGCCUUCGCCUUUACCCACCAGUGCCUGGUGUGUCCCGGCAGCUCAGCAAACCCAUCACCUUCCCCGAUGGACGCACCUUGCCAGAAGGCAGUGUCGCCGCAAUAAGCAUUUAUCUCAUUCACAGAAACCCUGCAGUAUGGAAAGACCCUUUGGUAUUUGACCCUUUGCGGUUUUCCCCAGAGAACAUCUCAGGCAGACACUCUCACGCCUUUCUGCCUUUUUCUGCUGGAAUGAGGAACUGCAUCGGGCAGCAGUUUGCCAUGAACGAGAUGAAAGUGGCGCUGGCCCUGACCCUGCUCCGCUUUGAGCUCUCGCCUGACCCUGCCAACCCUCCCUUCAAAAUACCUAGGAUCACCCUUCGCUCCCAGAAUGGGAUUCACCUGUAUCUAAAGAAAAUCGGCUGAUGCUGGAAAACAAUCUGCCUUUGCCAGAGGGAGGGACCAAGCUGAUGAUGGGACAACGUUACUCUGGGGUAAAAGGUGCAAGGCAGGAUUUGUGGAUGAGGAUUCCUGAUCUCUGUGCUUCUCCUACCAGCUGAAAGCCCCUUGUGUCCUGGGCCUAGGUAGCCUGGAUGGCAUUGCACAGACCCAUUGCACUCUGCUCUGAGCGCUAGUCUCCAGCAGCCAGGUGUGGCCAUGCCCCUUCACUGGCUGCCCUCUUGCCCUGCCGUAAGGGCUGACCUGACCUGGGAACAUCUGCAGGUCCCAGCAUCUUCCUUUUUACCAAAUCCGGCCUUUGCACUCAUGUCCUGGCCUAAUCCAUAACCAUUCCCAGCCCUGCUCCAUCAUCAGUACCUUCCUCAGUGCCUAGAGGUCAGCCCUCCUCUCCUGGAGCAGGGACAGCCCAUAGCAGACCUGUCUCUUCUCGCACUUCAUGUGUCUCUGUUUUGUUGAAAGCACUGAGUCCAGUUUUGAAAACUUUGAAAUUCUGCCUAAACUGCAAAAUAUUCUGUAAUUUUUGUGUUAAUAAACCAGUAAUUAUUCCUGUAA
Molecule: messenger RNA, 2431 nt
Organism: Falco peregrinus (peregrine falcon)
Lineage: Eukaryota; Metazoa; Chordata; Aves; Falconiformes; Falconidae
Product: cytochrome P450 4B1
Exons: 12
Coding region: 323-1846 (507 amino acids)
Molecular function (GO): oxidoreductase activity, acting on paired donors, with incorporation or reduction of molecular oxygen; monooxygenase activity; iron ion binding
Source: RefSeq, a predicted model, not a curated record